AUGGCCGCAGUGUCCGUGACCAACGAUUUGCAAGCCCCUCUCGAAGUUAAGCUUCAGAAUGGGGAGUGGCAGAUCGUGUAUCCCCAGAAGUGCUUCGACGUCGAAGUGUCGGGGGAGGCGUCGGUCUCCUUGCUGGAAGUUCGAUUGCGAGAAAGCCCGGAGGUGACGGGCGGCUGCCAGGUUGCGGGAGGCUCCUCAUUGCGGGCCUCUCUGGACUUCGGAGCCUUUUCCCAACAGUGCAAAGGCCGGGACCGAGCCGAGGCCCGGGAGCUGGCCCGCGAAGCAGAGCGACGCAAGGAGGCCCAGGAACGGACGGAGGCGAUGAUCCAGGAGGCCGCCGCCAAGAGACGGAACGCAGACGGAUUUGGUCUCGCUGUCUUUGUCGGGACUCUGUUUCUUGGGCUCCCGUUAAUCCUCCUCGUUCUUUGCUCUGCCGUCCCACCCGAAAGCGCUGUUGCAGCCGCACUGCUGGCCAGUGCCACCGUGCCACUGUGCUGCUGCAUCAGCACGGCCUCGAUUCUCGGAGGAAAUGGAGAUUCAGAUGCAAGGUUCAUGUUUGGAAAGUAUGAGAUCGCCUUCGGUGUUGGUGUCCGGCUAGUGAGCCUCCUCGCUUUAAUGUCGUUCGCAGGCAUGACGGCCCGGCACACCCUGCAAGGUUACUGGUGGACGGCCUUUAUCGUGUGGCCUGUGGCCGUUUGCGGUGGCGUAAUGUUCUGUGUUCGCUGCCUCGUCGACGUCGAAAUGGACGACAAGCAGAGGAAAACCCUCGAACGAGAGCGCGAGGAAGCCCACUGCGAAGUCAGCAACCGGAGCAUCCGCUUCGAAGGAAGCGUCCUGAGUGAACCUGGCUGCCCCUGCGUGGCCAGCUGGCCUGGCAAGUACGAGGGAGCCUGGGAAUCCCUGGUGUCUCAGGGCCGACACGGCGAGGUCAGUGCGGCUGUCGUCUUCCUCCCGGAGGGCACGGACGACUAUGGAGCACACGACAGCAUCCCCUUGGCUUAUGGCUCGCCCGGCAGCUGCUGGUGCACGCCACUUUACGGGGAGGAGAAGCCGUGGGGUUGUAGAUGGUUUACAAAAUGGAGGGAGAACAUCGAAACGGCAGUGGCAUCCGGAGCAGAGCUUGAAGUCUAUUACUUCCAGAAUCGCGUCGGCAAAGGCAAGGUGGAGAGCUUCGACACGGCAGGUGACGACAACCUCUGCAGGGAGAAGGUGAAUAAGAAACAAAAGGACUUCGAGGAGUCUCCUGAGUUCAAGCAGGCGCUGGACGCAGGUCUCGGCAACCUCUCCAAGGAGCCGCGUGGCGACGGAUCCUCCCAGUACAGCAGAGAAGCCCGACGUUUGUUCCUCGCUUCCCUCUCGGAGACAGAGCGCGAGUAUCUAGCCACCUCAGAGGGCCUCGGCAACUCCCAGAAAGCCGAGGUCGCCUGGCUACAAAAGAAGGGCUAUGCGUACUGGGAGGUGGACGUUUCCACGUGGCUUCCGGGUGAGGGAGUUGAGCGAUACGUCCCAGCAUCUGCCGAACAGCAGCCCCAAUUGCUCGACCGGCAGGACGACACAGCUAGUGCUAGUGUUUAA
Messenger RNA from Symbiodinium sp. CCMP2456, 1575 nucleotides. The record is from the annotation of a GenBank genome assembly. Lineage: Eukaryota; Dinophyceae; Suessiales; Symbiodiniaceae.